Thalassophryne amazonica is the source of this 1307-nucleotide messenger RNA. RefSeq names its product acid phosphatase 5b, tartrate resistant (gene acp5b). Gene Ontology annotation, biological process: bone resorption. The transcript has 6 exons. The record is from RefSeq and is a predicted model, not a curated record. Gene Ontology annotation, molecular function: ferrous iron binding; ferric iron binding; acid phosphatase activity. Bases 133 to 1104 code for a protein of 323 amino acids. NCBI's taxonomy places the organism in Eukaryota, Metazoa, Chordata, Actinopteri, Batrachoidiformes, Batrachoididae.
AAGGAGCAGCUGUCACUGCGGGGAAACCGCGGCACGUGUUUUAAUGAGUAAUGUGCAUUGACCUGUUGAUCAGCUGACAUCCUGUUUUUCUCACCCAGCCUGACACAGGAAGUGUGGAAGCUCAUGUGAGCCAUGGAGCGGCUGAGCUGUUUGCUGCUCGUCUUCUGCUUCCAAAGCUGCUGCAGCCGUCACACCGUGGAACAAGCCACCCUGCAGUUUGUGGUUUUUGCUGACUGGGGAGGGAUCCCUUUUCCCCCGUACUACACUGCGCACGAGGAGGCCAUCGCUGCAGAGGCGGACGGCCUGGCUCGGACUUUGGGAGUGGACUUUGUCCUCAGCCUUGGAGACCACUUCUAUACCACUGGGGUCCAAAAUGUUGAUGAUCCACGCUUCAAGGAAACCUUUGAGAACAUCUUCUGGCAGCAGUCACUGCAGGAUAUCCCAUGGUACCUGGUUGGUGGAAACCACGACCACAAAGGAAACAUCUCUGCUCAGAUAGCAUACUCUAACAUCUCCCACCGAUGGAAUUACCCACGACUCUACUAUGACUUGCUAUUUACUGUUCCUCACACUAAUGUGUCAGUGACCAUCCUGAUGAUCGACACAGUGGUGCUCUGUGGAAACACUGAUGACCAAAUCCAACCCAGAGGACCAGAGGAUACCCGGGCAUCAGAAGAGCAGUGGGAGUGGAUCACAUCUAAACUGGCCAGCGGCAGGUCAGACUACGUGCUGGUGGCAGGUCAUUACCCCGUGUGGUCCAUUGGCAAUCAUGGACCAACAUUAUGUCUGGUUAAGAGACUGAGGCCACUGCUGAAGAAGUACUCUGUGACUGCGUACAUGAGUGGUCAUGAUCAUGACAUGCAGUUUAUCAGAGAGGAUGAUGGGAGCUCCUAUGUAGUCAGCGGAAGUGGCGUUGUCAGUGACCCGUCCAUCAGACACAAAGACAGUGUUCCUCUGUCCUGGCAGCUCUACUCCAGUCCUGUCAAUCACACAUUAGGAGGCGUGGCCUAUGUGCAGGUCACAGAACAACACCUGACGAUCAGUUUCAUGCAAACAGACGGGAAGUGUGUUUACCAAGCGGAAAUGUCAAAGCGCUUAGUCUGAGUUAUGCGUAUAUGUUGUUGUUUUUAAUGUUGUUCUGUUAUUAUUUUGUUUUCUUGGGCAGGGGGAGUUCUAUAUCACUGAUUAGGAUUAUGCUGUUUUAAUAUUAUGACAUAUUGUUAUUGUUAAUUAGGUUCACUGACCUGAUGAUGACAAAAUGAUAAUUUUGUCAUUACUCUGGAACUGAAUAAAAAGAUUUAUCUGUA